AUUCACGUGAAACUCUUAAGGAAAAAUAACAAAUCGUAAUUCUUUUCCCCUUUUUUUGGCACAAAAUAUAAUAUAACAAAAUCUUCUUGAAUCAUCAUAAUAUAAUACUCAAAAUAACCAGUAGUCUCUCAUUUUGCUUUUCUCACUACUCCACUUCCUCAGCAUGCACCAUUCAUCUAGGUAUCUUCUUUGAACCUAUUUUGUUUGCACACAUUUCUUGAUAUCCAAACAGAUGAUAACAAGUUUGAGGUUUUCCUUUGAGGCAUAUAUUUUGCUUUUUCUGUUUUCCUUCCGUCAUGAUUAGAGAUAAAGAGAAUUUUUCAGUGGUUUUUGAUUCACUGAACCUGGACAGUAUUUGGUUUCUUGCAUCUUGUUCCUCUUCAAAGGGAUUAUAAGCCCAAGACUAUGAUCUCAGGAAUUUAGUCCAUGUAUCAAGCGACCCCUAAAGGACAGAGAGUUGUUCACUUUUGAAAACUAGCUACUUCUCAGAAAGUUAAAGUAAAGGUGAAUUAGCUGUUCUUUUCUAGCAUGGGUAAUUCUAGUACUGACGCAGAAGAACGAAAAGAGAUGGACAUAAAGAGUUUUUCAUCUUCACAACACAACCAAACACCCUAUAUUCACAAGGUUGGAGUCCCUCCUAAACAGGACAUUUUCAAAGAGUUUAAGACUACUGUGAAGGAGACGUUCUUCGCAGAUGACCCACUGCGUUCUUUCAAGGAUCAACCGAGGUCUAGGAAGCUUGUACUUGGUUUACAGGCCAUAUUUCCAAUACUAGAUUGGGGUAGAAGCUAUAACUUCAGAAAAUUCAGAGGUGAUCUUAUUGCUGGUCUCACCAUUGCAAGUCUUUGCAUUCCUCAGGACAUUGGCUACUCAAAGCUUGCAAAUUUAGCUCCUCAGUAUGGAUUAUACUCCAGCUUUGUUCCACCUCUAAUUUAUGCCUUCAUGGGAAGUUCAAGAGAUAUAGCCAUAGGGCCUGUAGCUGUUGUGUCGCUCUUGCUAGGGACUCUUCUUCGGAAUGAAAUUGAUCCAACUACAAAUCCAACGGAGUACCUGAGGCUCGCUUUCACAGCCACCUUUUUCGCUGGCAUUACUCAGGCUACCCUUGGGAUCCUUAGACUGGGUUUCUUGAUAGACUUUCUAUCUCAUGCUGCUGUUGUUGGAUUCAUGGGUGGUGCUGCCAUCACAAUUGCCCUUCAGCAGCUUAAAGGUUUUUUGGGCAUUAAAAAGUUUUCUACGAAAACAGAUAUCAUUUCCGUGAUGAAGUCCGUGUUUCAUUCGGUCGACCAUGGAUGGAACUGGCAGACAAUUCUCGUCGGAUCAACCUUUUUAACUUUCCUUUUGUUCGCAAAGUACAUUGGAAAGAAGAAUAAAAGGCUGUUUUGGGUACCUGCAAUUGCUCCUUUGAUUUCUGUCGUUCUUUCGACUUUCUUUGUCUACAUUACCCAUGCUGACAAGAAGGGAGUUGCCAUUGUAGGACACAUUGACACAGGAAUAAAUCCUUCUUCUGUCAAAAAAAUGUAUUUCACUGGUGACUAUCUCAUAAAAGGGAUUAGGACUGGUAUUGUAGCUGGCAUGAUUGCAUUAACGGAAGCUGUCGCAAUUGGGAGAACCUUUGCAUCCAUGAAGGACUACCAGUUGGACGGAAACAAAGAGAUGGUGGCACUUGGAGCUAUGAAUAUCGUUGGCUCAAUGACAUCCUGCUAUGUAGCAACAGGUUCCUUUUCUCGUUCAGCAGUAAAUUACAUGGCUGGCUGUCAAACUGCAGUUUCCAACAUCGUCAUGUCUGUCGUUGUGUUUCUAACUUUGGAAUUCAUAACCCCUCUUUUUAAGUAUACUCCGAAUGCAAUCCUUGCUGCCAUCAUCAUCUCUGCUGUUAUCGGCUUAAUUGACUAUGAAGCAGCAAUUUUGAUUUGGAAGAUCGACAAAUUUGACUUUGUUGCUUGCAUUGGGGCAUUUUUUGGUGUGGUUUUUGCCUCUGUUGAGAUUGGUCUUUUGAUCGCGGUCACAAUAUCAUUUGCUAAGAUUCUCCUCCAAGUCACAAGGCCGCGAACAGCUACUCUUGGUAGGAUACCCCGGACGAAUGUAUAUAGGAACAUUCAACAAUAUCCCGAGGCAACCAAAGUUCCUGGUGUAUUGAUAGUUAGAGUGGAUUCUGCUAUAUACUUUUCAAACUCUAACUAUAUAAAGGAAAGGAUAUUGAGAUGGCUAAUGGAUGAGGAAGAACAACUAAAAGCAGCUAGCCUUCCUAAAAUUCAAUUUUUGAUCGUUGAGAUGUCACCUGUUAUUGACAUUGACACCAGUGGCAUCCAUGCCUUGGAAGAGUUGCACAGAAGCCUACAGAAGAGAAAUGUUCAGCUUGUUCUGUCGAACCCCGGGAGAGUGGUGAUUGACAAGCUACAUGCAUCCAAUUUUCCAAGUCAAAUUGGUGAAGACAAGAUAUUUCUCACAGUUGCAGAUGCUGUGCUAACCUGUUCAUUUAAACUGCCUGAAGAAGUUUAGUAAACAAAAAACUUAUACUAUGUAUGCACAAGAAAGCAAGGGGAAAAAAAUAUCAACCAAAAAGUAUUAUGAGGGACCAAAAUUGAAUAGAGUGUAUAAAGUGAAUUACCAAUAAAAAAGGAGGUGGAUUCUAUUUCUAGUCACUUGUGGGAUCCUCAGAAAAAAGUGGAUAGGAUACUAAUCCAAAAAAGAUAGUGGCACACUGGUCCUAGCCAAAUUGCCAUAAGUUCUUGUUUGGAUAAAGCUGGUAAAGUUAAAACAUGAUAGCUAUGAUUUAACUUUUAUGGUUAAAACUUAUAAUGUAGUGUUUAUUGAGAGUUCCUUUGUCUUUUCUUGUUCUUGCUAACUAGAGGCAACUCUAUGUACUAAACAGGACCGCUGUGAUCAUAUUCUGUAAAAUAUUUAAGAUGGCCUUGCUGACAAUGUUAACAAGGACUACAGUUUCA
This is a messenger RNA of Capsicum annuum, 2945 nucleotides long. RefSeq names its product sulfate transporter 1.2. The record is from RefSeq and is a predicted model, not a curated record. The coding region runs from base 529 to 2499 and encodes 656 amino acids. Gene Ontology annotation, biological process: transmembrane transport. NCBI's taxonomy places the organism in Eukaryota, Viridiplantae, Streptophyta, Magnoliopsida, Solanales, Solanaceae. The transcript has 15 exons. Gene Ontology annotation, cellular component: membrane. Gene Ontology annotation, molecular function: secondary active sulfate transmembrane transporter activity.